CGCUGUCAAGAGGGUGGAUGCCGAGAGCUGGAAAUGACCUAGAGGCCUUACAGAUACAUUUGUGCUUUUGUUGCUCUAAUCGGCGUGUGCAGAGCACAUCGAGAUCAAGAAGCACACUUGUUUCCGCGGUGAGUAAUAACUACCUCAGUCAGCAGAAGAGAGGGGAAAUUGGGAGGCUGGUGGAGUUGCUGGACAGAAAGACAGAAAACACAGGGAGGCAGAGCCUUCAGCUGGCCACUUGCUCACUGCCUGCUGAGCCCUGUGUGGUGAAGAGGAACUGAGACGGACUGGAUCUGUCUGGCCAUUGCCUCACAAACUGUUCUGGUACCAGUCAUUAGCCAGGAAAAGCUGAGGUCUCAUCAACCUGUCAGCAUUCAGACGCCUGUUAUUACUUUGUUAAUUAUUAUUUUAUUUUAUUUUCCUCUUUGCUGUUGACCAGUGUCUUGUUUUCGCCCAAUAUCAUCUCUGCUUUUUGUGAACAGCUUUUAAAAGGUUUUCUAUUUUUUAUAAGCGGCAGACGCAUACAGUUAUAACUAUAAAUGUACUUGUAUAUGUAUACUCCUGUCUAAAAAAUAAUUUCUUUUCUGCUUCCGUUUGAAGUAAAAGUAAUGCACUUUGAAUUUAUUUUUUGGCAGUAGCUCCGAGUAGCCUGGAGUGCAAAUCAAAGACAGUUUUCGACUUCUUUUCCUUCAGUCACGGUUCUUCUGUUUUAAGGUGAAAGUCGGGGAAACUGCGCUUUGUGGUCACUUCUAUUUGCCUAGCUUGUCUGUUGUAAUCUGCAGCAGGACUGCAAGUAAGCAUCGCACUCAAGACUGUCUGUCUUUUUCAGUGCCCUCCCACCUCCUCCUUUUUUUCUGCAGCCUCUCCACAAGGCACACUGACAUGAGCCUCUGGCAGGUGGAACACUGGAGCUCACUUUUUACUUAACCUGAAUAGUUCCAGAACUCUCAGGUUGGGUCCUUUUUGUUUUGUAAGAAAAAUAAGAGCUUGUGGCUAGUAGAAAGAAAACAAGAAGCUUCCGGUGCCGGCGCACCACUUAUGUAUUGUUGCAGUGCACAGGAAAGUAAAAUGGACUACAAGCGGCGCUUUUUGCUAGGCGGGUCCAAGCAGAAAGUGCAACAGCACCAGCAGUACCAGAUGCCUGAGCUUAGUCGCACCCUCAGUGCCCCCCUGGCCUCCUCCUGCUCUGCCACCUCACCCUUGGGCACUGGGGUGGGCAUGCCUGGGGGCUGCCACCCACCUCCAUCAAACACCACCACUGCGGUAGCCGACAUCCAGCAGGGCAUCUCCAAGUACCUGGAUGCCCUCAAUGUGUUCUGCAGGGCCAGCGCCUUCCUUACAGACCUGUUCAGCAGUGUGUUCCGGAGCUCUCACUACUCUAAAGCAGCUAUGCAACUUAAGGACGUGCAGGAACACGUCAUGGAGGCGGCCAGCCGACUCACUGCAGCAAUAAAGCCUGAGAUUGCCAAGAUGCUGAUGGAGCUGAGUGCCGGAGCUGCCAACUUCAAAGACCAGAACGACUUCAGCCUUCAGGAUAUGGAGGUACUAGGCCGGUGCUUCCUGACGGUGAUGCAGGUCCAUUUCCAGUUUCUAUCCCAGGCCUUGCAGAAGGUCCAGCCUGUGGCCCAGUCCUGCCUAGCAGAGGCCCUGGCCCAGGCCCAGGAGCGCCGCACUAGCGCCCGUUCCCAGAGCACUGGUCCUGGUCCCAUCAACGAGCUAGAGGAGGCCUCCCGCUCAUGGAAGGGUGCGGCUGAGGCCAUGGCACGGCUUAGGGAGAGGGGUCGAGACGGCUGCCUGGCAGGCAUCCAGGUUCAGCAGCUCUUCUGCUCCAACAACACAACCAUCCCUGAGCACCAGCUCAAAGAGCUCAACUUAAAGAUUGACAAUGCUUUACAGGCCUAUAAAACAGCACUAGAGAGCCUAGGUCACAGUGAGUACGCUCUGAAGGCCGGAUUUCAUCUCAACCCCAAAACUGUUGAGGCGGCUUUACAGGGCUGCUGCAGUGAAGCGGAGGCCCAGCAGGCUGGCAGGAUACAGACCACUUCUCAGUCCAUCCAGUGCGAGCUGCCCACCAUCCCUGUGCAGAUUGGAUCCCACUUUCUCAAAGGAGUGUCCUUCAACGAGUCGGCCGCUGAAAACCUCAAACUGAAAAUGCACACCACGCUGCAGCUCAUUACGGAGGCACUGGGCCAGAACGGAGUGCCCCGCAGGGAUGAUUCCCCCGUCACUGAGGUCCUCAACCAAGUAUGCCCCUCCAGCUGGAGAGGCGCCUGCAAAACUGCUGUCCAACUGCUCUUUGGCCAGGCUGGACUGGUAGUUGUUGAUACAGCUCAGAUUGAGAACAAGGAGGCCUAUGCUCCUCAGAUCACUCUGGAGGGUUCCAAGGUGGUCGUACACGUUCCCUCUACCUGGUGUCUGAAGGAAGACCCAGCGACCAUGUCCCUGCUCCAGCGUAGCCUGGACCCAGAGAAAACACUGGGUCUUGUGGAUGUGCUCUACACAGCAGUGUUUGACAUCAACAGAUGGAAGGAGAGAAAAGAACAAGCCUUGCCCACCAUUCAGAUGCAGUUGCAGCGGGAUAUUCCAGAUUACGUCGGCCAGGCAGACUUGCCUCCAGGCACCAGCUCUAAGACAUCCAGUGGCCUGCCCAAAACCAUCUCUAAGCUGACUUCCAAGUUUACCAGAAAGGCUUCAUCCAACUCUAGCAGCGGGGGCAGCUACUCCAUCCCCAGCACCCCGUCUCGCAGCAUGCAGUCUGCCAGCUCCGAGGACAAGCCUAAGACUCUGGGCCACAGUGAUGGGAGGCUGCAGAGCAUCCUGCAGAUGGGUAGCCUUUCCUCCACCCCUGAGUCAGCCCAGCAGAACCAGCUGGCUAAUGGCUCAGUGUCUGAUGACCAGGGGAUGAACCUGCCUACUGACCAGGAGAUGCAGGACGUCAUUGACUUUCUCUCAGGUUUCAACAUGGGCAAGUCCCAGCAGGCCUCUCCACUGGUUAAGAGGAGGAACUCUGUGGCGUCUGGUAACCCUGCAGAGUUGAAACCCCCAAGCGGUGUCCCGCCGACAUCCCAGGCAGUUUCUCACGGUACCCUGCAGCCUCCAACUCAGACCCAGCCCCAAACUCAGCCUCAGCUUCCCCAGCCGCCACAGAAACAGCUGCCUCCACAACCACAAACGCAACCCCCACCCCAGCCACCACCACAACAGCAGCCUCAGCAGCAACAGCAACCCCCUCCCCCACCACAGCAGCCCUCCCCACAGGCCCUUCAGUUCUACCAGCACCUCCUCCAGCCCAUUGCUCAGCAGCAACCACCACCUCCUCCCCAGCUCCCCCCCCAGCAGCCCCCGCCCCAGGCCCUGCCCCAGCAGAGAGUGCCAAACAAGUGGCUGGGUGGCUCCAGCCAGCAGCCGCCCCCACAAGGCCCCCCAGGUGGGCUGUCUCCACUAGGGCCCAUAGGCCAGUGGAGCUCACCAGCUCUCCCGGAUCUGAGCUCAGACCUGUACAGCCUGGGCCUGGUCAGCUCCUACAUGGACAGUGUUAUGUCAGAGAUGCUGGGCCAGAAGCCCCAGGGGCCCCGCAACAACACCUGGCCCAACAGGGACCAGAGUGAGGGGGUGUUUGGAGUUCUGGGGGACACGCUCCCCUUUGACCCGGCAGUUGGCUCUGACCCAGAGUUUGCACGUUACGUUGCCGGGGUCAGCCAGGCCAUGCAGCAGAAGCGUCAGGUGCAGCACAUCCGUCGCCCCAGCAACACUCGCAGCAACUGGCCAAUCCCCGAUGAGCAGCACAGGACCUGGUCCCACCCAGAGUACUACAGUGAGGGGGAGGCAGUCAACAGCAGCUGGUCGGCCAAUCAGGGUGACUCAGCCAGCUCCAGCGAUGAGACCUCCUCAGCCAAUGGCGACAGCCUGUUCUCAAUGUUCUCUGGACCAGACCUCGUAGCAGCGGUUAAACAAAGACGAAAACACAGCUGUGGCGAACAGGAAGUGUGCACUCUGUCCUCACCGCCGCUUCAUCACGUGGGGGAUGAUAACCAGGACAGCAAAACUAAGACCUGGCCUCCUAAGGCACCGUGGCAGCACUCAGCCCACACCAACACAAUGCCCAAUCCCAGCUCUUCCUUGUACCAGAUGAAUAUUCCUCCUUCAUCCCAGUGGAGCGACUCCAUGCAGAUGCUACAGUCUCCCGUGUGGUCCACCUCCAGUGACUGCUCCCCUUCCACAGGGAUCUCCUCCGGCUUCCCUUUCACCCAACAGCAGCAGCAGCAGCAGCAGCAGCACAAACCCAUAAGCAAGGGCUUCAAAUCCUUCCCCCUCAAACAGGAGCACAGACCCUCCUACCUUCACCAGUACUGAUCAGAUCAAACCCCUAUUCUGGUGUUGGGAGCCCAUGGUGUGGUGCAAUGAAGGGCCUGCAGGUUUUGUUUGAUUAGCCAAUAAGCAGGCUGAGCUCCACACGUGAGCGACACACCCAUUGAAUUGGAGGGUCCCAGCGUCGGGGUGUUGGCCCCGGUGCCAAAUUAAGUGUACACACUGGCCCCGACUUGUUUUAUAUCUCUAUUUUUCCAUGUCACACAUCCCCAUUUGAAAAAGAGAAAUAUUUUGAACUACCAUGUUUGGACUACAGGUGAUGCAUGUUUCAAAGAGGCAUAAGUUAGUCUAGUGGUCGUCUCUCUGUCUGUCGAGCUGCCCGUCUGCAUCUCCUCAGACAAGAGCUGGAGUUGUGUGCGGCCAUAACCCGCCUCACCCACUGAAAAUGUGUGUCGAGGAAGGGAACUCUUAAGAGGGAGGUAGGGGGCAGCAAGGGCUUGAAAUGCUCCAGUUUUGCCCACAAUUAAUAUACUGUGUCUACAUAGCUGUAACUGCCAAAUCUCACACAAGAUGACCAGAAUACAGCUACCAUCUACUGUUUCAUAGCUUGUAAAUUACUGAAGUUGAAAUAUGAAUAUUUAGUUCUUUUUAUUAAGAGGCUUUGAGCAGGCUCAGCAUAAAUAUAGUUAAGUUGUCACAGAGGUGUAAUUUGAGAGAAAUACACUACUUUUUCAACAACUGACAAGAGUUAAAAAUAUUAUAGCAGUAACUAUGUGCCAUGUUGGUAUUGAUAGCACUUGCAGAAUAUUAUUUUCCAACCAAAGCGUUGUUCAGAUGACGAAUGGUGCUGAGAUGAUGGGAGGCGGUCUGAGAUUAUUGUAUCGGUCAGGAGAAGGGUUUCACACCCUGUUGGACGAAAGCAUUAGGGAACGUCUUCAUGACCCAAAGUGAAUUGAAUUCCUUUUUUUCCCUAACCGGCGGUUUGCUUCAGAUUGACACUAACUCCUAAAAUACCUAACUUGUGUUCCAUUUACAAAAUACGAUAUUUUUCUUGUACAAAUAUUGACAGUAUUAAUCUUAUUUUUGUAUUUUCUUACAUGUUAUACCAUUACUGUAUGUUAGUAUACUUUGGGUAUAUUACAUAAAACAUAACACCCCCCCCCAUCCAUCCACCCCCUCUGAGAUGUGAAAAGCACAUGUUUUGUUUUUUCUUUCUUUCCUACAGAGUUGAAUUACACCAUAUAUCUAUAAAGGUUACCAAAUAUGCCAUGCUAAACACUAAAACAUUAUGUUGAGGGUAUUUUUCCAGCCCUCAUUUCUUCGGUUUAUAUGGCGAUGGGCUGCAUUUAAAGGCCCAGAAUGUUAACUUUUGUGAUGUUUGCGGAUGCCAAUGUUGCCUGUAUUUAUGAAAUGACACCAUGUUUUCUGAAAACUAACAUACUUACCAUGUUUACAGAGGAUUGUUUGCUGUAUAUACAUAUAAAUAUAUAUCUUUUUAUAGUUAAUGUGCUUUGCACAAUCAAGAUAUAGGGGUUUGUUGCUUUUUGUCUGUGUUAUCUCCUAAACUGUUGCAGCCUUUUUUUAAGACAUCAUUUAAGACCUUGGACUGUAACUGUUAGCAUUUCUCAGCUGUGUCAAAUGGUUUACUAGUGGCUUCUACAAAAAAAGGAAAAAAAAGAGAAAAUGUGGCCCAGAUAGAAGAUAUGAAGGGGGACUGCUUGGCUUAUGUUGCUUAUUGUUCUCUUGAGCUGGCAACUGAAUCUUUCCAAGUGUACCAGCAAUGCAAAAAAAAAUAAAUAAAUAAAAAUGACUAGCAA
Messenger RNA from Lampris incognitus (smalleye Pacific opah), 6125 nucleotides. Its product is annotated as granule associated Rac and RHOG effector protein 1-like. The record is from RefSeq and is a predicted model, not a curated record. The transcript is spliced from 14 exons. Gene Ontology annotation, biological process: Rac protein signal transduction. Gene Ontology annotation, molecular function: CCR4-NOT complex binding. Lineage: Eukaryota; Metazoa; Chordata; Actinopteri; Lampriformes; Lampridae. Bases 1039 to 4353 code for a protein of 1104 amino acids.